Molecule: messenger RNA, 6336 nt
Organism: Phaedon cochleariae (mustard beetle)
Lineage: Eukaryota; Metazoa; Arthropoda; Insecta; Coleoptera; Chrysomelidae
Source: the annotation of a GenBank genome assembly
AUGCCGAAAAACAAACAUAUUGUAAUAGCAGUAACAGACGAUCUGGUGAAUGUGUCAGAACCAAACUUUAACUGGAACGCUUGCUGUAUCUGUCAGGGUGAAGGCAAACUUGUGUGUGCUGCUAAUAAUCCAGUGGAGGCUAAACGAAACAAGGGGUACCAGACACUUGCAAGUAAUCUUGAGCAGCUGAGAUGCUAUAGUCAUUUCAAACUCAAAUGUGGACGGAGUAUUAACGUACUUGAUGAGGGUAAUGGAGUGUUGGCUACUUUCAUAGCACGAAAAGCAAAGUAUCACAAAGCAUGUAUUCUACCAUUGACUGCUAAGUUCAGUUCUCUGCUGAAGAAUGUUAUGGCACAGGUAGAUCAAAAUGAGUCCUCAAAUAAUGAUAUACAUGUUCAUGCCGAGGAAGUUCGUCGCACGACUCGAUCUAGUUUUGCUGCUGUUACCCUCAUGGCUGAAUCAUGCUUUAUUUGUGGAGAGCCAGAAAAUGAACAGCAAUCACUCCAUCGCUGUGAGACUCAUCAUUUAGAUGAAAACAUUAUGAAGUAUGCGAAAGGUACAGGAAAUACAGAACUGAUAGCUCUACUGGAAACCAGAGGAGAUUUAGUCGCUCAGGAGGGAAAGUAUCACAAAAUUUGUCUGACUCGUCUCUACAGUAAAUACUGCCGAGCUAAGUGUACAAGUCCCUCAGAAGAAGAGACACUUCUAUGUGAGGGUCUCGCAUUCUCUGAACUUAUGAUUUUUAUAGAAGGAAAACUUUCGAGGCAUGAGUACACAUAUGUUUUCAAAAUGAGAGAUUUAAAAAACAUGUAUGAUUCGAGAAUUGCACAACUGAAUGGAGUAUCUAGGGACGAUAUUUCAGGAGAACAUACGACACGCCUCAGAGAGAGAAUACUAGCUCACAUGCCCUUCUUGAAAGAAGAGAAGUGGGGAAGGGAAUAUGUUCUCAUGAUGGAAGGGACAAAUCUGAUGCACAACUUCUCAAAAGAAGAUCAAUACGAUGAUGCAAUUGGCUUUCAGAGGUUUGCAAAAAAUCUCAGGAGAGUUAUGUCUCAGUGCAAGUCGGAAUUUGAUGGAAGCUUUGCACAAAAUUGUGAGGAGAAAAGUGUUCCAGGACCACUGCUGGCCGCUGUCAGUACUUUGUUGUACGGUUCUGGGGUCAGAGCUGAGUGUGGGGCGACCGCCCCUGCUCUCACGAUUUCACAGCUAAUUUUAGCGAAUUUUCAUGAAAGCAUGCCACGUGGUGAAAUUGUUAGACAGAAAAGAGACAGAGAACCUCCAUUGACGCUGUACAUGGCACUAUCUUGCUACGGUAGAAACAGAGAUCGAACCUCGAUCGACCAGAUGCACCGAAAAGGAAUUAGUGCCUCGUCGAACAGAGUGAUGGAAGUGACAGCGCAGUUGUGUAGAAUGGUGGUCCAAAGAUCAAGGGAAGAUAAUGUUGUUUGUCCUUCUAUUCUGAGGAAAGGCCUGUUUACAAUUGCGGCAUUAGACAACAUAGAUUUCAAAUCUACGAGCAAUACAAGUGCAGGCGACUUUCAUGGCACUGGUAUCUCCAUUUUUCAAUGUCGUCGUCGGGGAGAAUCUCAAGGAGAAAUCAGGACAUUCGCUACAUCCUACAAGGAUAACAACCCCCCUGCUCUUGGAUGCAGUUUUGAGAUAGGUUCUCGUCUGUAUCCUUUAGGUGAUUUUUCAAGACAGUGGCUACAAGAGGCAGAAUGGUUGACACAUCUUCGGGAACAAAGUGGCAAUUUGCACGAGGCCAUCACUGUUGCCUGGUCGGCUUAUCAUGGAAGUCGUUCAUCUGAUCGAUCGCUGUUGAAAGCUAUCAAUGUCCUCCUACCCCUAUUUUUCGAAAAAUCGACAUCAAUUCCAAUGCUGAGGCAUGGAAUGAACAUUGUGAGGAAUAUAACGAAGUAUCUGAAUGGAGAUCAAAUACCUGUAAUCUGCGUGGACCAGCUUCUCUAUGCCCUCAUGAAAAAAAUUCAGUGGAGUUGGCCUCAGGAAUAUGGUGAAGAUAAGUUUAUAGUGCUCCUAGGCCCCUUACACAUUGAACAGUGGUUUCUUCGAAUAUUGGGUCAAUUUAUGGAGGGCUCUGGUUGGACAACUAUAGUUUCACAUGCCGGAAUAACCACUGCUGGAUCAGCAGAAGCUAUGAUGAAGGUAACUCACAUUAAACGAGCAAGGGAAGUUCAUCAGAUCACUGCAGCAGUUCUCCACAGUUUGCUUAUGGAUAUAUAUGAAAAUGUAAACCCCGAAUGUGAACUACAGGUGGAAGAGUGGAUAAAGACGAAAUCUCAGAAAUGUCCAACAUUUUACUUCUGGCUCACUGUCUUGAACCUAGAAAUUCUCCUCCUAUGUUUUGUGCGAUCGUUGAGGCGGGGUGACUUUGAUUUAUUUAGAGAAACUCUGAAACAAAUGGCUCCGUGGUAUUUUCUUUUUGACCAUCAAAACUACGCUCGGUAUCUCACUGUUCACAUCCAGGACUUGGAAGAGCUACCCAGCAAAGCCCCUGAUAUUCAUAUAGAAUUUUUAUUGAAAAAGUUCGUGUUGCCCAUAACUGAAAACCCUGAUUCUUAUCUUGCUAUCGAUCAUGCCCAUGAGCAAAAUAAUGCCAAAGUGAAAGGGAAUGGUGGUGCGGUCGGUCUCACUAGUGACCCAUCUGCAUUGAGACGUUGGACCAUCGGAGGACCAGAGAUCUGCCGACUUCUGAAUGAAUUCAACCAUUCAGAAGAUGCUGACGAUGACGAAGUUCCAAUCUCGAGGACUCAUCAUGAACAGACAAAAUCUUAUCAAUCAAGAUUUGCCGAUCAUUUUGCAGCACUCAAGGACGCUUUCUUGACGUACGAGAAUCCCUUUUCUGUUCAGGGAACAGAACUUGUCGCCAUAGACUCCAGCGGUGUUGUAGGCACUGAUGCGGUUCAGACCUUGUACGAUGCUGUGGAAAAGAGCGAAUCCAUGUACAAGUCCUUUGUCGACGAGAGACUGGUCAAGAAGUCGAGAUCUCUUCAUGAUCCAAUUCGAAAGUGUAUUACUAAAAUAUUCACACAUCAGAAAAAAACAGCAACUUCUCCAAUGAAAGCUCUGAAAUCGGAUGUGCAACUGUACUCACGGCUCUUUAUUGUGUGCAUUUCACGAGAAUUGGACCUUGAUAUAUUUUUCCAGCAUGAGAAUCAACUGUAUCCGCCAUCUUUAUCGUUGAAUGGAUCUAUGCGGACUGGAAAUAAAUCUCAGCUCGUAGCAAUUCUUGAAAAUCUGCUCAAGAAGUUGCCUGAAGUAGACCCACCUCACAGAUGUGAAGGAUUGAUCAUAGAUGGAGCAGUCUUAGUUCACAAUAUCAAGCCUCGUCCUGAUGUGAAAACCUUCAAGAGCUACGUAGGCCAGCUGAUUUCAAAUAUAGGGUACACUCGAACACAGAUGGAAAUAUUCAGAGUGGAUAUAGCAUGGGAUCUGUACUCUUGCUCGAGUCUUAAAGAGGCCACUCGGUCAAGCAGGGGAACAGGAGUGAGGCGUAAGGAUCUACCAAACAAAGGUACUCUACCGACUAACUGGGAUGACUAUUUGAGAAACGAUCACAAUAAGCAAGAGUUGUUCUCAUUUCUUGCCAACGAGAUCUUGAAGGAACUCAAGGAUGUGGAAGUCGUAACUAAUGUCGAUGAUGUUAUACGCUCAUCUGAGGGUACACAGUCGUAUCUGCAGGGUGUUUCGUGCGCUGCGAUGGAAGAAGCAGAUGGAAGGUUGAUGCUUCAUGUGAAUGAUAUGGUGGAGAAUGGUAUCCGUUGUAUAGUUAUACGAAGCUCGGAUACAGACGUUUUGGUACUGGCAGUUUCUCAUUACCAUGCCCUCCACAGAAAGGGCUUGCGAGAAUUGUGGUUACACUUUGGAGCAGGCCUCAAACGAAGGUUCAUUAGUGUGCAUGGUAUCGCUGGUGUUCUUGGGGAGGACACUUCUAUCGCACUCAGAGGGUUCCACGCCUUCACUGGAUGUGACACGGUAUCCUUUUUCGGUUCGAGAGGAAAACAGUCAGCAUGGAAUGCUUUCUUGAAUUGCUCGAAACGCGAAGACAUUAUAUUAGCAUUCAAGAAGCUCUCAUAUCCAAUGCUAGAAGAUACCAUAGACGAUGAUCUCAUCAAGACGUUGGAGAGAUUCACGGUAUACAUGUACGGGAUCCGUGACGAGACCUGCUCCGGUGUGAAUGAGGCUCGGAAGCACAUGUUUGCCACAGAAAACAAACAUAUUGGUGCAAUUCCGCCUUCCCUGGAAGCUUUCGUUCAACACAUGAAGAGAGCUGCCUUCCAGAGUGGACAUAUCUGGGGAAGGGCCCUUGAAAAUUCACUACCACCAUCCCCUGAAGGGUGGGGAUGGAAAAAAGAAGGAGAUACCUGGGUUCCGCUUUGGAGUGAGCUUCCCGAGAUCUGGUCGGCUUGCAGGGCUCUAGAUAAAUGUGGCUGCAAGUCUGGAUGCGACACAAAACGUUGUUCCUGCCGUAGGAACAUAUUACCGUGCUACCUGGGAUGCACAAGUUGCAAAGGGGAAUGUUCUAAUAAAAAGACCCAAACGCAACUCGAACCCCACUCAAACCAAAAUGAAGAGGAGGAGGUUGAUGGAGGAGAGAAGGAGAAGGAGAAGGAGAAGGAGAAGGAGAAGGAGAAGGAGAAGGAGAAGGAGAAGGAGAAGGAGAAGGAGAAGGAGAAGGAGAAGGAGAAGGAGAAGGAGAAGGAGAAGGAGAAGGAGAAGGAGAAGGAGAAGGAGAAGGAGAAGGAGAAGGAGAAGGAGAAGGAGAAGGAGAAGGAGAAGGAGAAGGAGAAGGAGAAGGAGAAGGAGAAGGAGAAGGAGAAGGAGAAGGAGAAGGAGAAGGAGAAGGAGAAGGAGAAGGAGAAGGAGAAGGAGAAGGAGAAGGAGAAGGAGAAGGAGAAGGAGAAGGAGAAGGAGAAGGAGAAGGAGAAGGAGAAGGAGAAGGAGAAGGAGAAGGAGAAGGAGAAGGAGAAGGAGAAGGAGAAGGAGAAGGAGAAGGAGAAGGAGAAGGAGAAGGAGAAGGAGAAGGAGAAGGAGAAGGAGAAGGAGAAGGAGAAGGAGAAGGAGAAGGAGAAGGAGAAGGAGAAGGAGAAGGAGAAGGAGAAGGAGAAGGAGAAGGAGAAGGAGAAGGAGAAGGAGAAGGAGAAGGAGAAGGAGAAGGAGAAGGAGAAGGAGAAGGAGAAGGAGAAGGAGAAGGAGAAGGAGAAGGAGAAGGAGAAGGAGAAGGAGAAGGAGAAGGAGAAGGAGAAGGAGAAGGAGAAGGAGAAGGAGAAGGAGAAGGAGAAGGAGAAGGAGAAGGAGAAGGAGAAGGAGAAGGAGAAGGAGAAGGAGAAGGAGAAGGAGAAGGAGAAGGAGAAGGAGAAGGAGAAGGAGAAGGAGAAGGAGAAGGAGAAGGAGAAGGAGAAGGAGAAGGAGAAGGAGAAGGAGAAGGAGAAGGAGAAGGAGAAGGAGAAGGAGAAGGAGAAGGAGAAGGAGAAGGAGAAGGAGAAGGAGAAGGAGAAGGAGAAGGAGAAGGAGAAGGAGAAGGAGAAGGAGAAGGAGAAGGAGAAGGAGAAGGAGAAGGAGAAGGAGAAGGAGAAGGAGAAGGAGAAGGAGAAGGAGAAGGAGAAGGAGAAGGAGAAGGAGAAGGAGAAGGAGAAGGAGAAGGAGAAGGAGAAGGAGAAGGAGAAGGAGAAGGAGAAGGAGAAGGAGAAGGAGAAGGAGAAGGAGAAGGAGAAGGAGAAGGAGAAGGAGAAGGAGAAGGAGAAGGAGAAGGAGAAGGAGAAGGAGAAGGAGAAGGAGAAGGAGAAGGAGAAGGAGAAGGAGAAGGAGAAGGAGAAGGAGAAGGAGAAGGAGAAGGAGAAGGAGAAGGAGAAGGAGAAGGAGAAGGAGAAGGAGAAGGAGAAGGAGAAGGAGAAGGAGAAGGAGAAGGAGAAGGAGAAGGAGAAGGAGAAGGAGAAGGAGAAGGAGAAGGAGAAGGAGAAGGAGAAGGAGAAGGAGAAGGAGAAGGAGAAGGAGAAGGAGAAGGAGAAGGAGAAGGAGAAGGAGAAGGAGAAGGAGAAGGAGAAGGAGAAGGAGAAGGAGAAGGAGAAGGAGAAGGAGAAGGAGAAGGAGAAGGAGAAGGAGAAGGAGAAGGAGAAGGAGAAGGAGAAGGAGAAGGAGAAGGAGAAGGAGAAGGAGAAGGAGAAGGAGAAGGAGAAGGAGAAGGAGAAGGAGAAGGAGAAGGAGAAGGAGAAGGAGAAGGAGAAGGAGAAGGAGAAGGAGAAGGAGAAGGAGAAGGAGAAGGAGAAGGAGAAGGAGAAGGAGAAGGAGAAAAAAUUGUUUCGAGUUAUUCAUUUCUGA